AUGGGAGUUCACCACCGACUUCUGCAAUCGAAACAACUCCUGGAAAAUAGUAAUGGUCCACGGCAGACUGAAGCCAUCCAGCAGGUCCUUUCAGCCUAUUCUUUUCUUAUCUCCUCGGCUGUCCCCGAUGUCUUGCAUAUCCCUCCAAUCGCCAGGUCGAUCAUCGCCUCAGCCCUGUGGAGCCACUUUACUUUUCAUAGCCAGCCACGGUUGAAUGAGCACAGCAUGUGGUCUCACAUCAAGGCCACGUCUUUGCUCUCGAAUAUGUUCGGAUAUGUCUCCACUAUUUUCCUCCAUGGGGAAGAAAUUACUUUCACGUACGACAGACGUCCAUCGGGAAGCAUCCCUAAAGCCCUCUGUAACACUCUAGAAAUCUUGCACUUACCUCACACUACCGACAUCGGAAGCAAACACAACUUUUGCAUAUUCGCAGCUUGCUGUGCAUUCUCCUUGAAGGCCAAAUGGCAGCUUCAUUGUGCCGCGUUGAGUGAUCUAAUCAUACUCCUUCUUACGCAAGUACACCCCAAAGAUGGCAUUCUUGAUCUCUACGCAGGAAGCACCUCACCGGCUAGGAGCCUGGCUACCUCGACAUCGGCUAGGCUGCAAGAGCAACUUCUAGCCUUCCGCUUCACAGAUGGCCAGGUCCCUCUUUCCCCAGGUAUACAUCCAAGUCAAACACAAAUUCAAUUGUCUUUUCUCCACCAAGCGGAGGCGGGGCAUUGGAUGGCUCAGUCUUCAUGCAAGAGUCUCCACAAUCUCACCAUUUCUCCAUAUUUAUUCUUCGAUGCCUGGAAUCCUCAAUAUUACGCUUCUCCGCUUUAUGCUAAACCCGCUCUUGCCGCCCGACUUCGCAGCCAACGAGAGGAAUUCAAGACGCUAGGGGCUGAACUUUUCACCUUCGUGCACCAACGUGGUAGCGAGCGAUUGGGUCGGGCCGAGCCGGAGAGUGUUGGUUGGGCUCUUGCUAUCUAUCUCUCAAUUCUAAUUGAGUUCAAGCAAGAAAAGGCGGCAUGUGAUACGCCUUUCCUCAAUCCCUGA
Molecule: messenger RNA, 1038 nt
Organism: Lindgomyces ingoldianus
Lineage: Eukaryota; Fungi; Ascomycota; Dothideomycetes; Pleosporales; Lindgomycetaceae
Exons: 12
Coding region: 1-1038 (345 amino acids)
Source: RefSeq, a predicted model, not a curated record